AUGAAAGAAACCUGCGUUCUCGACAUCUGGGUAGUUCCCGAGCUUCCUCGACAGCUUAUAUUGGGAAUAGACUUUUGGAAGUCUAUGAACAUUGUUCCUGAUCUCCGCCAAAAUAUCUGGCAUUUCUGCAAGGACAUUCCGAAAUCCGUACAAAUCGAAAGCAUUUUGUGUGAAUCAUCUUUGAGUCCAUGGCAGAGACAGGAAUUGAAUGCUCUGGUCGAGGAAAAGAAAGCCCUAAUGGGAACAUCCUUGGGCAGGACUCAUCUGGUGUCACAUUCCAUUGAGUUGGUUCCAGAAACCAAACCAAUCAAGCAACGAUAUUACCAGGUAUCACCGGCCAAGCAGAAGAUCAUUGAUGAGGAAAUGAAAAAAAUGCUUCAGAACGACAUUAUUGAGCCUUGCCGAAGUCCUUGGUCUUCUCCAGUUUGUAUGAUACGGAAAAGAGAUGGGUCCUACCGGUUUUGCGUCGAUUAUAUCGGCAGUUGA
Leptinotarsa decemlineata (Colorado potato beetle) is the source of this 486-nucleotide messenger RNA. RefSeq lists its product as uncharacterized. Lineage: Eukaryota; Metazoa; Arthropoda; Insecta; Coleoptera; Chrysomelidae. The record is from RefSeq and is a predicted model, not a curated record.